AACCAAAACAACACACAAUAAAAUUUAAGUAGAAUUAAACUGAUAUUGUGAAAAAGCAAAAAAAAGUUAGAAAACAUUUAACUAAAAGUUAAGUUAAAAGUUGCUCGGGUUUUUCAAGCAUUUAGCAGAAAAUAAAGUUAAAUAUUAUCUAACGUGUAGGGUAAAGUUGAUUUUUUUAAUUAACUUUAAAAGUGAAAACACGCGGUGAACGCAGUGAAAAAAAAUAUAAGAAAUUCACCGAAAAUUCGCCUCCACCCCCGAACUGUUCGGCUACCAUAGUGAAAAAAGGGAGAGAAAAUCAAGCUUUUAUGUUUUCAAAAAAUUAUUAAUUAAACUCGAAUUGUUGAAUGAAAUUUCGCGUAAAAUUAAAGUGAUAAGAAAUUAGAUAAAGUAAAAGAUCGACUUAAGUUUAGGUCUAGAAAAUUUCUCUUUGUUUGCCGGGUGUGUUAUUUGUGACGAAAAAGAAGAAAAUUUUUUUUUGUGAAUCUUAAAAGAAGGAAAAUCGAAGACUGAAAAAUAUUUUUUUGUCGUGAAAAAUGUCGUCGAUUUUUGACCUGAAUGAGAGGAUGUUGUCACCUCCAUCAACGCCUGUGACAGGAUCCAGUGAUAAUGACCAUACGCAUCCAUUGGGAAACCAACGCGCAUUGGAAAAACUCGCACUCGAACUCUCAAUGCUUGAUCUGACAAACAAUUCGAAUGUUGAUGUACUGACUCCCGGUAUUGCCGCCAUGGAGGCCGCCUUCUUGGAUAUUGAACAAAUUAAUCAACAAAUGAAUUCACCAACAUCCGAUGGACUUGCAGCGGGCAGCACAUUAAAUGCCUUCACAUCGAUGCUUGGCUUCUCGCCCGUCUCUGGUGUUCAUUUCGAUGAUCGCUCCAAGAAGUCACAAAACAUGACAGAAUGUGUGCCGGUUCCAAGUUCUGAACACGUUGCUGAAAUUGUUGGACGACAGGGUUGCAAAAUCAAAGCACUUCGAGCGAAAACAAACACUUAUAUUAAGACACCAGUACGGGGUGAAGAGCCUGUUUUUGUUGUAACAGGACGUAAGGAAGACGUUGCCAAAGCAAAGCGUGAAAUUUUGUCAGCUGCUGAACAUUUCAGCUUAAUUAGAGCGUCACGAAAGCCUUCAUUGUUGGGAGGAUUAACUGGAAAAGGAACACCACCAGGACCACCAACAAACGUUCCUGGACAGAUCACAAUUCUCGUACGAGUUCCAUACCGUGUUGUGGGACUCGUAGUUGGACCCAAGGGUGCCACCAUUAAGCACAUUCAACAGCAAACUCAGACAUACAUUGUGACUCCAUCGCGUGACAAAGAACCUGUCUUUGAAGUUACUGGAAUGCCUGAUAAUGUUCAGUCUGCACGUCGUCAAAUCGAAGCUCACAUUGCACUUCGUACUGGAAAUUCACCAAACGCUAAUGGAUUGAACGGAAUGGCUGGUGACAUGAACAUGUCCGAAUCGCAAGAUUUCUUGUCUUCGCCACUUCUCUCAUCGCUCUACAAGAACGGUUUGAGUUCAUUGCUCGAGCAUUUAGAGAUGAAAGAUCAAGAGAAUCAAUUUGGACAGGCAACACAAAUGACUUCAUCAACUGGAAGCUCAACAUGCUCAUCAAACUCUUCUACGUCAUCAAAGUCAGCGUCGAUGAUGAUUCGACCUGAGUUGAUUGAUUUGUGGAAGACAAUGGGCAAUGAGAAUUCACUUGAUUGUGAUGAAGGCAUUAGCGAUUCACCGAUCAACAUUUGGUCACUUCCAAACUCAUCGAGUCUCAUUGGAUCACGAUCAUCACCAACAGCAUCUGCAUCACCAACUGAUUCAUUGUUAACACCUGGAAAUCAAUCAAAAACUAAACGCGAUUGCUAUUAUUGUGGUGAGAAAGAAGCAAACUCAAUGCUUGUUCCAUGUGGUCAUCAAAUCUUCUGUCUCGAAUGUUCCGAACGUGUUUGUGACGCUCAUGAGCCAUGUCCGGUUUGUAAUCAAAAGCCAACACAAUCAAUGAAGAUUCUAAUUUAAAGUGCUGAACAACAAUAUAAAAUAAAAACUGCUCACAACACCCACAACACUUUUAACUCCGGAGAGAAAUCCUUUUAAUUUAUCGAGAUUUCUUCCUUUUUUAUAUAAAUAUAUAAAACAUUUUUUUAAUUAUUAAUUCAAAAGAUGGUAUCAACAUGUACGCACAACAUUCAGCUAAUGAUUAGCCCGGUCGCAUUUAUGUUAAUUCAUUAUCGUAACAUCGUAAAAUUUGCAUUGUUUGUGUACAUUGUUUGCUACAGAAUCGACAUUUAGAUUAUCUUAAAUGUUCGUACGUGUUUAACAAUGAUCAACGCGCGAUUGAACAUUUACGCAUGCACACACACCCAAACACAUAAACACUUACACAUCCUCACCAAAAUAAAAAUUGACUUAAUUAUAAAGCAAAGCUAAGAUAAUUUGAUGACAACGAAAAUUUAAAGAAAAUCAUUGCGAAUAGCUUAAUUUUAUUUGGCGGUAUUACAUUUAUUAGCGAUUCUUAUAAAAGAAAAUACUCUCCAGUUGAAAAUCAUCUUCCAAAUAAGACAAUUAGGCUAAAAUAAUGUUCCGAAAAAUUUAAUAAUCUAAACAAGAAAAGUGAAUUUGUAUUAAACUACAGAAAAAAAAUGGUUGUGGAAAAGUUUAUUAAAAAUUAUCCAGAAAAAGAGAAUGAAAUGAAUAUCGCAAUGUAGUUCGUCUUAAAGAUUCAUAAAUCGUGUGGUUGUUUGCCGGUAGAAGAUUUCCACAUUAAUCGAUUAUUUGAAUUUAGCCGAUGAAUGAAACUGGCCGAAAAUAUGUUUUCAUGUUGCAAUUCGGACAGUUACAGUUCGGCUUUGCUCGGAAAAUUGCCAACAAAUUGACGCUUCAGCUAACGAUAUUAAUUGAACACAUUUCACUUUUUUUAAUUAAAAUAUUAUAUUUAGCAUCGAUAAUUGUAACAUUACAUAAUCGAUCUGCAUUAAAAAGACAGCAAAAGUGGAUGAUUAAAAGCAUUUUAUACCAGUAAAGACAAGUCUAAGGAGUAAUAAUUAAAGUUAUAUUGAAACAUUAGUAUCAUAGCUAGAGCAUUGAUCUCCCUUUCAUAAUGUACUAUGAAAUCUCUUCUCUCUCUAUCUAUCUCUCUCUUUAUAAAUUUGAUAUGGUAGACGAGACAAAACUUAAGCAAUUUUUCAAAAUAAAACAAAAUGCAUGCGAAAAUUGAUGGUUAAAUCGAUUGACCUGGGAAUUAAAUGAAAAUUGGGAUAAGAGAAAAAAUAAAAUUCGAAACAAUAAUUUAAUUUAAUAAAUAAAGAAGGAAAACAAGUUUUCUAAUCAAAGUGAAAUCAAAUUUGUGAAACAAUCUUUGCAAUUGAAAUUGGUAGACAAAAAUAUUAAAGUUUUAU
Messenger RNA from Clunio marinus, 3391 nucleotides. Lineage: Eukaryota; Metazoa; Arthropoda; Insecta; Diptera; Chironomidae. The record is from the annotation of a GenBank genome assembly.